GGGAGGAGCCGCGCGCAUGUGCACAGCUGGCGCCCCCCGCCCCCCGCGCACAGCUGGGACGUGGGCCGCAGUUGGGCGGCGGGAGGGCGCAGUCCAGAGCCGGCGGCCGACGCGCCGGGCCCUCACGAUCGGUCCGAGUGUCCGCGUGUCCUGCGCGCCGUGGGCCAUGGCCGUGCACCCCGCGCGUCCCGCGCGCCCCUGCCUGCUGGCGCUUGUGAUGUGCUGCUGCUGGGGGGUGCUGGCCGUGGUCGCCCAAAAGCCGGGCAACGGGUGUCCUAGCCGCUGCCUGUGCUUCCGCACCACCGUGCGCUGCAUGCAUUUGCUGCUGGAGGCCGUGCCCGCCGUGGCGCCGCAGACGUCCAUCCUGGAUCUUCGCUUCAACAGAAUCCGGGAGAUCCAGCCGGGCGCCUUCAAGGGGCUGAGAAACUUGAACACGCUGCUUCUCAACAAUAAUCAGAUCAAGAGUAUCCCUAGCGGCUCAUUUGAAGACUUGGAGAAUCUAAAAUACCUCUAUCUGUACAAGAAUGAGAUCCAGUCAAUUGACAGGCAAGCUUUUCAGGGACUUGCCUCUCUAGAGCAACUAUACCUGCACUUUAAUCAGAUAGAAACGCUGGACCCAGAGUCAUUUCAGCAUCUGCCCAAGCUGGAGCGGCUAUUUUUGCAUAACAACCGAAUUACGUACUUGGUUCCGGGAACGUUCAAUCACUUGGAAUCCAUGAAGCGAUUGCGGCUGGACUCAAACGCCCUUCGCUGUGACUGUGAGAUCCUGUGGCUGGCGGAUUUGCUGAAAACCUACGCCCGGUCGGGGAACGCACAGGCCGCGGCCACCUGCGAAUACCCUAGGCGCAUCCAGGGCCGGUCGGUGGCGACCAUCACCCCGGAAGAGCUGGACUGUGAAAGGCCGCGGAUCACGUCGGAGCCCCAGGACGCGGACGUCACGCUGGGCAACACGGUUUUCUUCACCUGCAGGGCCGAGGGCAACCCCAAGCCCGAGAUCAUCUGGCUCCGAAACAACAACGAGCUGAGCAUGGCGGCCGACUCUCGCCUGAACCUGCUGGAUGACGGGACGCUGAUGAUCCAGAACACGCGGGAGGCGGACCAGGGCGUGUACCAGUGCAUGGCCAAGAACGUGGCCGGGGAGGCCAAGACGCAGGGGGUCACCCUGAGGUACUUCGGGUCUCCAGCUCGCCCCGCUUUUGUGAUCCAGCCCCAGAACACAGAGGUGCUGGUGGGUGAGAGCGUCACCCUGGAGUGCAGCGCCACGGGCCACCCGCCCCCCCGGAUCACCUGGACCCGAGGCGAUGGGACCCCCCUGCCUGUGGACCCUCGGGUGAGCAUCACGCCCUCUGGCGGCCUGUACAUCCAGAACGUGGUGCAGGAGGACAGCGGCGAGUACACCUGCUUCGCGGCCAACACCGUGGACAGCGUCCACGCCACGGCUUUCAUCAUCGUCCAAGCUCUGCCUCAGUUCACCGUGACGCCGCAGGACAGAGCGGUCACCGAGGGCCAGACCGUUGAUUUCCACUGCGAAGCCAAGGGCUACCCGCAGCCGGUCAUCGCCUGGACGAAAGGAGGGAGCCCGCUGUCCGUGGACCGGCGGCACCUGGUCCUGUCAUCGGGGACGCUCAGGAUCUCGAGCGUCGCGCUGCAUGACCAGGGCCAGUACGAGUGCCAGGCCGUCAACAUCAUCGGCUCGCAGCGGGUCACGGCGCACCUGACGGUCCAGGCUCGAGUGACCCCAGUGUUCGCCAGUGUCCCCAGCGACGUGACGGCAGAGGUGGGCAGCAGCGUGCAGCUGCCUUGCAGCUCGCAGGGGGAGCCGGAACCCGCAAUCACCUGGAACAAGGAUGGGGUUCAGGUGACGGAAAGUGGGAAAUUCCACAUCAGCCCCGAGGGCUUUCUGACCAUCCACGACGUUGGGACGGCGGACGCUGGCCGCUACGAGUGCGUGGCCCGGAACACGAUGGGGCAGGCGUCGGUCAGCAUGCUGCUCAGCGUGAACGUUCCCGAUGUCAGUCGGAACGGGGACCCCUUUGUGGCCACGUCCAUUGUCGAAGCCAUCGCGACAGUGGACAGAGCCAUCAACUCCACGCGGACACACCUGUUCGACAGCCGACCUCGCUCCCCAAACGACCUGCUGGCCUUGUUCCGCUACCCGCGGGACCCCUACACGGUGGAGCAGGCCCGGGCUGGGGAGAUAUUCGAGCGGACCCUGCAGCUGAUUCAGGAGCACGUGCGACACGGCCUGCUGGUUGACCUCAAUGGAACCGGUUACCACUACAACGACCUCGUGUCCCCCCAGUACCUGGGCCUGAUUGCCAACCUCUCGGGCUGCACGGCGCACAGACGCGUCAACAACUGCUCGGACAUGUGCUUCCACCAGAAGUACCGGACGCACGACGGCACCUGUAACAACCUGCAGCACCCCAUGUGGGGCGCCUCGAUGACGGCCUUCGAGCGCCUGCUCAAGGCCGUGUACGAGAACGGCUUCAACACGCCCCGCGGCAUCGACCCCAGCCGGCGCUACCACGGGCACCCGCUGCCCGUGCCCCGCCUGGUGUCCACGGCCCUCAUCGGCACGGAGGCCGUCACCCCAGACGAGCAGUUCACGCACAUGCUCAUGCAGUGGGGCCAGUUCCUGGACCACGACCUGGACUCCACGGUGGUGGCCCUGAGCCAGGCCAGCUUCUCUGAUGGGCAGCACUGCAGCGCCACGUGCAGCAGCGACCCGCCCUGCUUCUCGGUGGCCAUCCCCCCCGACGAUCCUCGGGCGCGCAGCGGGGCGCGCUGCAUGUUUUUCGUGCGCUCCAGCCCCGUGUGCGGCAGCGGCAUGACGUCGCUGCUCAUGAACUCCGUGUACCCCCGCGAGCAGAUCAACCAGCUCACCUCCUACAUCGACGCCUCCAACGUCUACGGCAGCUCGGAGCACGAGGCCCGCGCCAUCCGCGACCUGGCCAGCCAGCGUGGGCUGCUGCGCCAGGGCAUCGUGCAGCGCUCCGGCAAGCCGCUGCUGCCCUUUGCAGCCGGGCCGCCCACCGAGUGCAUGCGGGACGAGAACGAGAGCCCCAUCCCCUGCUUCCUGGCCGGCGACCACCGCGCCAACGAGCAGCUGGGCCUGACCAGCAUGCACACGCUGUGGUUCCGCGAGCACAACCGUGUGGCCGCCGAGCUGCUGGCGCUGAACCCGCACUGGGACGGCGACACCAUCUACCACGAGGCCCGCAAGGUGGUGGGGGCACAGGUGCAGCACAUCACCUACCAGCACUGGCUGCCCAAGGUGCUGGGCGAGGCGGGCAUGAAGAUGCUGGGGGAGUACCGCGGCUACGAUCCCGGCGUCAACGCCGGCAUCGUCAACGCCUUUGCCACGGCCGCCUUCCGGUUCGGCCACACGCUGAUCAACCCAGUGCUGCAGCGGCUGGACGAGAACUUCCAGCCCAUUGCGCACGGCCACGUGCCUCUGCACAAGGCCUUCUUCUCCCCGUUCCGCAUCGUGAACGAGGGUGGCAUCGACCCGCUGCUGCGCGGCCUGAUCGGCGUGGCGGGGAAGAUGCGCGUGCCGUCGCAGCUGCUGAACACGGAGCUCACGGAGCGGCUCUUCUCCAUGGCGCACACCGUGGCGCUGGACCUGGCUGCCAUCAACAUCCAGCGCGGCCGCGACCACGGCAUCCCGCCCUACCACGACUUCCGCGCCUACUGCAACCUCUCGGCUGCGCACACCUUCGAGGGCCUGAAGAACGAGAUCAAGAACCCUGAGAUCCGGGAGAAGCUGCGGCGGUUGUACGGCUCCCCUCUCAACAUCGACUUGUUUCCGGCCCUCAUGGUGGAGGACCUGGUCCCCGGCAGCCGCCUCGGGCCCACCUUGAUGUGUCUGCUAAGCACACAGUUCAAGCGCUUACGAGACGGGGACAGGCUGUGGUAUGAGAACCCGGGGGUCUUCUCCCCCGCCCAGCUCACCCAGAUCAAGCAGACGUCGCUGGCCAGGAUCCUGUGCGACAAUGCCGACAACAUCACGCGUGUGCAGAGGGACGUGUUCCGAGUGGCCGAGUUCCCCCACGGGUACAGCAGCUGUGCCGAGGUCCCCCGGAUGGACCUCCGCGUGUGGCAGGACUGCUGUGAAGACUGCAGAACCAGGGGCCAGUUCAACGCAUUUUCCUACCACUUCCGCGGCAGGCGGUCCCUUGAAUUCAGCUACCAGGAGGACGGGCCGGCCAGGGAGGCGGGGCCUGCAAAGAUGCCAAGAGGCAGGCAGCCCGGGAUGCGUCUCAGCAAUGCCACGGCCACCUCCUUGGAGCGCCCACAGGUGCCAGGCACCGGUGACGUCCGGGAGUUCGUCCUUGAAGUGCAGAAGACCAUCGCGGAGCUCAGGAGGCAGAUAAAGGCACUCGAGUCUCGGCUCAGCACCGGGUGUGUGGAUGCAGACGGCGAGCCUCACGCGGAUGGCACCCAGUGGAAGCGGGACCCCUGCACGCUCUGUGGAUGCCGCGACGGGCAGGUCACCUGCUUCGUGGAGACUUGCCAGCCUGCCAAUUGUCCGGCGCCCGUGAGAGUCGGCGGGGCCUGCUGUCCGGUCUGCCUGGGAGCCUCGGCGGGAAGGGGGCCCUAAGUGCCCGGGAGCCCUGGUGCUCCUGUGCUCGUCCCACGGUUGUGGCCCGUGCAGGGAGUACAGGCUGCCGGGGACACGAGGCGAGGUGUUUCACGGCCAGGACGCGGCGCUGUCACCAGGGGACCAUGGAGCAGACGCGUGUCCUGACGUCAUGUUAGAUUUCUCAGGUUUUUAUUUAAUUUUUUAAUGAAAAAAUUGGUGCUACUAUUAAAUUGCACAGUUACAUCAUUUAGGCUCCUAAGUUGAUUUUACCUAAUAUCACCGUUUCUUCUCAACUGAACGCUAGUCUCGCUUGGUUUCUGACACCAGGAGCUUUCAGUCGCGUCGCCAAGGGCGGGCGCAGAGUGGAGCCGCCAGAGGAGGGACAUGGGAUUUGAAAGCAAGUCAGUCUUUGGCACAGGAGACAGUCCUUUCGGAGGCGCUGGGGGUCGGUCUCCGUGGGGAGCAUGGCUCUGGCCGCCCCCUCCGGCCCCCGCGGCAUCCCGGCGCCCCCCGGUCGCAGAGCAGAGAGCCCCCAGCCGGCCGCCGGAGGAGAGCAACAUCCUGCGACUGCCUCCCACCCGGGACUGCGAGGCUUGUGGCCGCGUUAGGACAGGCCCGUGUUGGCGGUCACUCGCACGCACGCUGCUGGUGUGGACUGGACGUGGAAACCCCGCGCUGUCAGGAUCACUGUCCGUGCAGACACCGCCCGCCCUCGGCCGGCUCAUGCUCCGCUCCGGGCCCGCUGGGUCCCGCCAGAGCCACGGCACAGCCACCCGUUCUGGAUCUUCCACCCGGAGGAACUCGAGUGUGGGGACUUGCUCAUAACUUCAGGUCGUGUGAGUGCGUUGGAGAAGACCAGUCCCUGUAUCUCAUGUGUGUUUUCACAGUGCCUGAUGUUUGAUGACAUUUUGCCCGUGUUUUAGUUUCAGAUGCGGCAGAAAACUUAGCCCCACUCGGCAAAAGUUCUUGUAGAAUUCAGUGAAGCGCAACUUUCAUACCUCGUAAUUUCCCGCUUUAACUGACCGGAAAACCUUCUGUCUUGUUCCAAAUGCAAGGUGGCCUGUGUUCUGAGAAACGUGGUGCCUGGGCACGUCCUCCUGGGUUCUGCGGUCUCGAGUGCCGCCUGGGAGCCGGGCGUGGCACAGACCCAGGGCCCAGCCGCCCUUCCCACGGGAGGCCCAUGAGGGCCCUGGCCGCCUCGGUCCACACGGGCACGUCCGCAGCCCGUCUUGGGGGCGGGGCGGGGCCGGUCACCCACGGUGUCUGGGUAGGGGGGGGCAGCUUGGAAGCCUGGUUUCAGCCCAGCACAGGCGCCUCCCCGCCACAGGAGACCCCGGGUGGGCUGUGCUGACGCUCCAGCCCAAGGGCGUUAAACACGCUCGCCACGUGAUAAACGAAAGCUCUGGUGUUUCAGGGACAUGGGACUUCUUUUGAAAUAUCAAGGCAAACUGAGUAGCCAAAUUUUGGGACUGAUCUCUGUAAACAGAAGACAGAUGACGCCGUCUAAAAGCUGGUGGUUGUGUAACUUGCUCAGGUAGGAAGCGGUGGCAGAUCCACUUUCUGGAGUGUUCCGGAGUGUUCUGGGGCCUGAAGGGGCCCGGGGCUUAUCUGUGGCCUCCUGCAGAGGGUUAAGACGGGAGGCUCGGGCGGUGGCGGGGCUCAGCUCUGUCUGCGCUUCCUGGAGGCUCUGGUUGUGGGCCUGAUGUGCAGGACAGCAGUCAGACCCGGCCGCCACGGGGAAGAGGUGGAGUUGCAGCCGCUUGCUCCUCUCACCGUCUGCCGGCAGCAGGUGCUUCUCUCCCGUGCGUUGUAAUCAGUACGUCACCAAAGAGACAUUUGCACUAUGUAGGGACGCCUUCAGUUCCAAUAAAUGGGCCACGUUCUCAAA
Molecule: messenger RNA, 6473 nt
Organism: Phacochoerus africanus (Common warthog)
Lineage: Eukaryota; Metazoa; Chordata; Mammalia; Artiodactyla; Suidae
Gene: PXDN
Product: peroxidasin
Exons: 23
Coding region: 17-4603 (1528 amino acids)
Biological process (GO): response to oxidative stress
Molecular function (GO): peroxidase activity; protein binding; heme binding
Source: RefSeq, a predicted model, not a curated record